Molecule: messenger RNA, 5397 nt
Organism: Ailuropoda melanoleuca (giant panda)
Lineage: Eukaryota; Metazoa; Chordata; Mammalia; Carnivora; Ursidae
Gene: DDHD1
Product: DDHD domain containing 1
Exons: 13
Coding region: 185-2878 (897 amino acids)
Cellular component (GO): cytoplasm
Molecular function (GO): glycerophospholipase activity; metal ion binding
Source: RefSeq, a predicted model, not a curated record
ACACGGCUGCGGCAGCCGUGGGCCUGGGGGGGGGCGGAGCCACCGCCGCUGCCUCCGCAGCCCCGGUUGGGAUUUGAAAGAUUAAAAACUACCGGUGGAGAGGGCGACGGCGUUGAAUGUGUGGCGGAAGCGCUGGGGGCCGCGGCUCGGCGCGGGGCCGGGCAGCCGGCGGCGUCUCCACACCAUGAAUUACCCGGGCCGCGGGUCCCCGCGGAGCCCUGAACAUAACGGCCGGGGCGGCGGCAGCGCAGCCUGGGAGCUGGGCUCCAAUGCGGAGCCGGCGUUCGGCGGCGGCGUCUGCUGCUUCGACCACCUGCCCGGCGGGGACCCGGGCGACGGCGAGGUGCCACUGGCCCUGCUGCGCGGGGAGCCGGGGCUGCACUUGGCGCCGGGCGCGGAGGACCACAACCACCACCUGGCGCUGGACUCCUGCCUCAGUGACGAGAACUACGACUUCAGCUCGGCGGAGUCGGGCUCCUCGCUGCGCUACUACAGCGAGGGCGAGAGCGGCGGCGGCGGCAGCUCCUCGUCGCUGCACCCGCAGCCGCAACCGCCGCUGGUCCCGUCGAGCGCCGGGGGCAGCGGGACGGCGGGAGGGGGGUUCGGGGAGAGGAAGCGCACCCGGUCUGGCGGAACGGCCGCCAGGCACCGCUACGAGGUGGUGACGGAGCUGGGCCCCGAGGAGGUUCGCUGGUUCUACAAGGAGGACAAGAAGACCUGGAAGCCCUUCAUCGGCUAUGACUCGCUCCGCAUAGAGCUCGCCUUCCGAACGCUGCUGCAGGCCACCGGUGGCCGACCCCGGGCCGAGAACCGGGACGGCGACCGUGUGUGCGGCCCGGCCUCCAGCUCGGGUGAGGACGACGACGAGGACCGCGUCUGCGGCUUCUGCCCGCUCGCUGCGGGGCACGAGCCCGAGAUGGAGGAGCUGGUGAACAUCGAGCGGGUGUGUGUGCGGGGCGGCCUCUACGAGGUGGAUGUGACCCAAGGAGAGUGCUACCCGGUGUACUGGAACCAGGCAGAUAAAAUACCAGUAAUGCGUGGACAGUGGUUUAUUGAUGGUACUUGGCAGCCUCUAGAAGAAGAAGAAAGUAAUUUAAUUGAGCAAGAACAUCUCAGCUGUUUUAGAGGUCAGCAGAUGCAGGAAAAUUUUGAUAUUGAAGUGUCAAAAUCCAUAGAUGGAAAAGACGCUAUUCAUAGUUUCAAGUUAAGUCGAAAUCACGUGGACUGGCACAGUAUGGAUGAAGUGUAUCUUUAUAGUGAUGCAACAACAUCUAAAAUUGCAAGAACAGUAACCCAAAAACUGGGAUUUUCUAAAGCAUCAAGUAGUGGGACCAGACUUCAUAGAGGUUAUGUAGAAGAAGCCACGUUAGAAGACAAGCCAUCCCAGACUACCCAUAUUGUGUUUGUCGUGCACGGCAUUGGGCAGAAAAUGGACCAAGGAAGAAUUAUCAAAAAUACAGCCAUGAUGAGAGAAGCUGCAAGAAAAAUAGAAGAAAGGCAUUUCUCUAACCACGCAACACAUGUUGAAUUUCUGCCUGUUGAGUGGAGGUCAAAACUUACUCUUGAUGGAGACACUGUCGAUUCCAUUACUCCUGACAAAGUACGAGGUUUAAGGGAUAUGCUGAACAGCAGUGCAAUGGACAUCAUGUAUUAUACUAGCCCACUUUAUAGAGAUGAACUUGUUAAAGGCCUUCAGCAGGAGCUGAAUCGAUUAUAUUCCCUUUUCUGUUCUCGGAAUCCAGACUUUGAAGAAAAAGGGGGUAAAGUCUCAAUAGUGUCACAUUCUUUGGGAUGUGUGAUCACUUAUGACAUAAUGACUGGCUGGAAUCCAGUUCGACUCUAUGAACAGUUGCUGCAGAAGGAAGAAGAGUUGCCAGAUGAACGAUGGAUGAGCUAUGAAGAACGACAUCUGCUGGAUGAACUCUAUAUAACAAAGCGACGGCUGAGAGAAAUAGAAGAACGGCUACAUGGAUUGAAGGCAUCAUCCAUGACACAAACACCUGCCUUAAAAUUUAAGGUUGAGAAUUUCUUCUGCAUGGGAUCCCCACUAGCCGUUUUCUUGGCAUUGCGUGGCAUCCGCCCAGGAAACACUGGAAGUCAAGACCAUAUUUUGCCCAGAGAAAUUUGUAACCGGUUACUAAAUAUUUUUCAUCCAACAGAUCCAGUGGCUUAUAGAUUAGAACCGUUAAUACUGAAACACUACAGCAACAUUUCACCUGUCCAGAUCCACUGGUAUAAUACUUCCAAUCCUCUACCUUAUGAGUAUAUGAAGCCAAGCUUUCUCCACCCAGCAAAAGAACCUACCUCAAUUCCAGAAAAUGAAGGCAUUUCAACAAUACCAAGCCCUGUGACCUCACCAGUCUUGUCCCGCCGACACUAUGGGGAAUCUAUAACAAAUAUAGGCAAAGCAAGUAUAUUAGGGGCCGCUAGCAUCGGAAAGGGCCUGGGAGGAAUGUUGUUUUCAAGAUUUGGACGUUCAACUACAUCCCAGCCGUCUGAGGCAUCAAAAGACUCAAUAGAAGAUGAGAAGAAGCCGGUUGCCUCGCUUCCCACGACCACUGUUGCAACACAGACCCUUCCACACAGCAGUUCUGGCUUUCUGGAUUCUGCAUAUUUCAGACUUCAGGAAUCGUUCUUUAAUCUCCCACAACUUCUUUUUCCGGAAAAUGUAAUGCAGAAUAAAGAUAAUACCCUCGUGGAAUUGGAUCACAGAAUUGAUUUUGAACUCAGAGAAGGACUUGUGGAGAGCCGCUACUGGUCAGCUGUUACGUCACAUACUGCCUAUUGGUCUUCCUUGGAUGUUGCCCUCUUUCUUUUAACCUUCAUGCACAAACAUGAGCACGACAAUAAUGCAAAACCCAAUUUAGAUCCAAUCUGAACUCUUGAAGGACAUUAGUGGCCCAAAACUGAUUUCUUUCUGUUAAAAUGUGUGUGUCAAGAUAUGGAGAUUUCAGGUUUAAGUGUGUUUCAGUUUUGUUUAGGGCAAGAAGCAUUUGAAUUUAAAAGCACUUUAUUUAAAAGACAAAAAUAUUUUUUCAGUCUGCAAGAAAUUAUUUACAGUUUUCAUCAUUUAAUUAUGAGUCUGACAGAACCCCCUGCAGAAAAUCAAGCACGACCUGGAAUUGCGUUUGGGUGAACUGUAAGGUUAUAAAUCACAAUCUGAUUUCUCCCAAGUAUAAAGGCAUAUUGAGUUGGAUCUAAUGUAUUAACCAAAAUAUGUUGUAAAUCUAAAAUGGCCAAGGUCCAUUGUAGUCUGUGUGAAGGUCACAGGUGGUAUCACUGUUGUAGAUUUCUACAAAAGCUUCUAUUUCCGCAGUUCCUUUGAAACAAGAGGAUAACAGAUUUCGAGUGUUUUGAAUUUAACUUGCUUAGAAAAAUGAAUGCUAAAAAAAGAAUGUUUGAACUACUGUAUUUAUAAUUUAUUACCUCUAAUGGCUUUAUUUCAGUAUAUGAAACAUGACAUUUUUAAAAUGCUUCCUUUGAACAAUUUAAGAACCACCUUUGUUUUCUAUAGCAUUAAGACCCUUUUUUUCCUCAAAACUCCAUCUUUGUACUCUUCAGAUGAAUAUAUAGACACUGUGGCAUACUUUCGGUAUUUUUUUCAUUAAAAACUUGUUUCACAUAAUUAACACUAGUUAUUUUGAAAAAGAAUGAACUUUUUAUUAUGUGACAUGUACCUCAGAGAAAGCUAAAGUUUUCUAAAUUUGACGCAACGUACUCCAUCAUGGCUACAUUUCAUUAACUUUAUUGGACAAUUAGUAAACAACUUUGGAGUAGUGAGUACUACAACUAUUUUGAAUAUAUAAACAUCUGUGUGCCAAACAAUUAACAUAUAUAAAGGGAUAGAGUGCCACUAACACAUUUUACUUGUGAAGUGUUUAAGAAAACCUGGUUGAGAUACAAGGCACAUAGAUCAGGAUUCUAAGGCACUGGGAGAAUUUUCCUUUGCUGUGAUUGUCUCCACAGUGCUUUUCAUCUCAGGAGCUCAAAGUUCUUUAAGAUUCAGUCAUCUAUGUGGUAGCUCCUUGAGGUGAGUGUUUUUCUCAUGUUACGUGUUAAUACACUAAGGCACCAAAACAUUUUAAAGUGCCUUGAGUUAGAUUACAGAGCAAACAGAAGAGCUCAGAUUGAGGCUAGCCUAUAGUCUUUUAUAUGCUGUUCAGUGACUAGUAAUUCACGUGUGACCUCUUAGUAGUUUGCAAACAGUAAUAAUCACAGAAGUUGUAAUGUGUAAUUUGGAGAAGAGACUGUGAAGCCAGUAUUUUACCCUGCUUUUCGAAUAUGUUCUGGGGUUCUGACGUACAGAGGAGAGUUACUUAGAGGGGACCAUCUCUACCCUAACCAACCCUCACUUCCGAAUGGCUUCUACUAGGUCCCACUUAAGGUGCUGUCUUUGCUUAUCUUGCAAGGAUUUUCUUAGCUGCCCAGUAAUUGUCGUCAGACUGGGAACAAAGUUGGAUCAGUUGCACAUCUCACCUACUCCUUUCUUAAACAAAGUAGUGGAAUCCAUAGGCUCACCUGUAGGUUUUCCUACAGCACCGUCAGUCCUCUUGUUUAUUCUGGCCUUUCAUUGAAUUUGCACAGCAGAAAGCACUUCUCCGUGCUUAAAAAGAUCCCAAGUUUCCAUGACCAAAUAUGUGACUCCCCAAGAAAUGCUUGCUAUAAAAGGCUUUUGAUGAAAUCUUAGCAAAGCUGAAGCAAUCUCUUUCAAAUUUAGAGAUUCCUGUGAACUCAGGUCACUUUCAUACCCUGUAUUAUUUUGUAAGUCUAAUUUAGUUCUCAGGAAAAUUAAAACUCCUGUCUCACGCGACUGUAUCAUUAAAGGUACUUGAGCUUACGUCGCUGUAGGUGGUGUGACCCUCAAAUGUUUACGAGCUUUAAGGGAUUCAUUCUUUACCACUAGAAUGUGAAGAGCCCUUUUUACCUGAGAAGAGUAAAGUCUAUCAAACCUUUUAAUUUGCUAUGGAAUUUAAAAAAAAAAAAAAAAAAAAAAGGAUAUAGCCAUAGCAUAUUAUCUGCUUCUCAUUUUUGAUGUUGAGGAAACAAAAUCAAAUUUAACCAUAUGGAGUUUAUUUGAAUUCUUGAAAAGAGCAACACUUAAACCCCCUUGGCAAAAUGAUACAUUCUGGAUUACUGAACAGGUGUUUUGGUUUCAAUUCAUUAUUUCAUUAAUAGAGAUGGUGAUCUUGAUUUGAUAGUACUCUUCUUGUUUCCAUGUUUCUGCAUGUUACCAUGGAAUGUACUUGUAUAUACUCAAGUAAUAUACAGAGUAUGUGUAAUUCCAGCUUGAUUUAGAAGCUAAGUCCGUUACUGAGUAACAUUUUGCAACUUUAUUCCAGCAAGUACUAAAUUGGCCAAAAAGUUCUGUUUUUGAUACCAUUAAAGUUUUAUUCUCUA